This is a messenger RNA of Engraulis encrasicolus (European anchovy), 2139 nucleotides long. It is a transcript of the gene gtf2f1, whose product is annotated as general transcription factor IIF, polypeptide 1. The coding region runs from base 175 to 1776 and encodes 533 amino acids. Gene Ontology annotation, cellular component: transcription factor TFIIF complex; nucleus. Gene Ontology annotation, biological process: transcription initiation at RNA polymerase II promoter; positive regulation of transcription elongation by RNA polymerase II. The transcript is spliced from 14 exons. The record is from RefSeq and is a predicted model, not a curated record. Gene Ontology annotation, molecular function: TFIIF-class transcription factor complex binding; RNA polymerase II general transcription initiation factor activity; DNA binding. NCBI's taxonomy places the organism in Eukaryota, Metazoa, Chordata, Actinopteri, Clupeiformes, Engraulidae.
GUGAGCCAGGUCAUUGUAUUACUCUUCUUCAUCUAUGGUCAACACGACAGGCGCUCCGGUUUGUUGUGUGUGCAGUGAAAGUAGCGGUACCGGAGUUUCUGCAUCAAAUUACUGCUUUUCCAGCGUUUCAGACAAGCACUUUACGCAGAGGGAUCCAAAGGACAGUUGGCGAGUAUGACGUCUCUGGGGGGAAGCGGUUCAGCCACAGAAUAUACAGUUCGGGUGCCAAAAAACACCAGUAAGAAGUACAGCAUCAUGGCUUUUAAUGCUGGGGAUAAGGUGAACUGCUCAGCCUGGACCCAGGCCCGCAUGGAGCGUGACAUGAGCAACAGGCGCAUGUACGCCGAGGAGGAGACCCAGGAUGGGGCGGCCGGCAGCGAGUUUGGCAAGAAGCAGAGGGAGGAGGCGCGCAGGAAGAAGUACGGCAUCGUGACACGGGAGUUCAAACUGGAGGAUCAACCCUGGAUCCUCAAGGUCAACGGGAAAGCAGGCAAAAGGUUUAAAGGGCAGAAGAAAGGCGGGGUGACUGAGAACGCCUCCUACUACAUCUUCACACAGUGUCCUGACGGGGCCUUUGAGGCCUUCCCCGUGCACGGCUGGUACAACUUCACCCCCCAGGCCAAGCACCGCACGCUAACGGCUGAGGAGGCCGAGGAAGAGUGGGGCAGGAGAAACAAGGUGGUGAACCACUUCAGCAUCAUGCUACAGCGUCGCCUGCGGGAGCAGGGGGGCGGGGGCGACGACGACGACGAGGAGGAGGGCGAGAAGGGCGGCAAGAAGAAGAAGAAGGGCGGCCGGGGCGGUGGGAACGACCUCCGCAUCCACAACCUAGAGGACGACCUGGAGAUGAGCAGCGACGAGAGCGGCAGCAGCGGAGGAGAAGAUGGAGAGAGCAAGCCAAAAACUAAGAAAAGCAAGGGAAAAGGAAAGAAGACCAAGGACAAACGCAACCACAGUGAAGAAAGUGAUGAUGGUGACUUUGAAGGGUUAGAAGUUGACUACAUAUCAGAUGAAACCAGUUCAGAAGAGGAGGAAAUGGAGAAGGCCAAACCCAACAAAGGGGAAGAGAACGUCCCUAAAGGUAUUGACGAGAUGUCUGAGAGUGAGGAGGAAGAAAGCGAGGAGGAGAAACCGAACGAAGAGGAGAACAAAGAAGAGGAAGAGGAGGAGGAAGGAGGGAAGAAGACGCCUGUGCACAUGGAGAAGAAGAAGAAGCCCAAAGACAGCAGCGGUGAAUCGGAAAGCUCGGAUGAGAGUGACAUCGAGGGAGAGGCCAACUCAGCACUAUUCAUGAAAAAGCGCACCCCGCCCAAACGCGGCGGGGGCCGCGGCUCAGCGGGAAGCUCAAGGACGGGCAGCCGGCCCGGCACGCCCUCCAUCGACCCUGGAGCCACCUCCAGCACACUGCGGGCCGCCGCCACCAAGCUGGAGCAAGGUAAACGUCAAACACCACCCGCCAGCUCAGACACUCCAGCUGCCAAGAGGCUGAAGAUGGACCCCAACCCCCAGAGCCCGUCAGGAAAGAGCACACCACAGCCCUCGUCUGGGAAGUCCACGCCCAGUGCCAGCAGUGAUGUGCAGUUGACGGAAGACGCAGUGCGGCGGUACCUGAUCCGCAAGCCCAUGACCACCAAGGACCUGCUCAAGAAGUUCCAGACGAAACGCACGGGGCUCAGCAGCGAACAGACAGUCAACGUGCUGGCCCAGAUCCUCAAGAAGCUUAACCCUGAGAGGAAGAACAUCAACGACAAGAUGCACUUCUCCCUAACUGAGUGAGGACUUUGGGUUUGGAUGGGGUUGUCCAAUCCUGAGGCAAUGUAGAGCCGUAAAACACGGGAGAUAGCGGUAGUUGUUUGAGGAUUUAUAAAACACAGAACGGACUUUUGAUUGAACAGGUGUGAGUUGAAGACAUCACUGGAACUUGGUGUCCUGUCUCUGUUGCCAUGGAGAUGGAACCCCCAUCAGGAGGGGUUGGUAUUUCAGUUUGACAUCAUAAAUGAUGCAAGUAUUCAGCUUGAAUGAGCCUACGAUGACACAUUAUUCAUGAAGUUGAGUUUGUUUUCUAUUUGUGUACCUUUUUAAAGAAAUAAGUUGUGAGCCUGUGUGCCAUUCUGAAUAAAUAGUGUUGAUAAAUGCCAA